Olea europaea var. sylvestris is the source of this 3159-nucleotide messenger RNA. RefSeq names its product trafficking protein particle complex subunit 11. Bases 79 to 2493 code for a protein of 804 amino acids. NCBI's taxonomy places the organism in Eukaryota, Viridiplantae, Streptophyta, Magnoliopsida, Lamiales, Oleaceae. The transcript is spliced from 3 exons. The record is from RefSeq and is a predicted model, not a curated record.
CUUUUGCUUAAUGUCUUUAAACAGUUAUCAGCUCAUUACCUGAAGGAAAAGAAUUCAUAUUUGGAAUUUGCAAUAUCUAUGUCCGAAGAUGUUGGUGGGAUUGAUGGGAAUGUGGAAUCUGUGGUAGCUUCUGUUUACGUUGGUCAGUUUGCCAGAUUACUUGAGCAUGAGGGCACUUACGCAAUGCAAGCCUUAACUGAUGAUGAAUAUGUCCGUUAUACUCUUGCUGAAGGGAAGAGGUUCCAGGACUCUUUUGAAAUUAUUGCUCUCCUUAAAAGAUCUUUUGAAGCAUACAAUAACUUAAAGGCUACAAGGAUGGCUUCCUAUUGUGGAGUCCAGAUGGGCAGAGAAUACUUUGUAAUGGGCGAAUUUAGUAAUGCAAAGCAGGUCUUUGAAAAUAUUGCUAGUCUUUAUCGUCAAGAGGGAUGGGUUACUUUGUUGUGGGAGGUAUUAGGUUAUCUACGAGAGUGCUCUGUGGGAAUUAGUUCAGUGAAAGACUUCAUAGAGUACUCACUUGAAAUGGCUGCAAUGCCAAUAAUGACUAAUAAUGCUGCUCCGUCUUUUAGAGACUGUUGUCCAGCUGGGCCUCCAAGUCUUUCACAGAGAGAACAGAUACACAAGAAAGCAUUUGGGCUCGUCACAGGAGAAUCAGGAACUGCACCGAGUGAGAACAAUGGCCUCAAAGUAAAUGGUGAUUGUCCUCUUUAUCUUGAGAUUGAUCUUGUCAGUCCCCUAAGAGUGGUACUUCUUGCAUCAGUUGCUUUUCAUGAACAAAUCGUUAAGCCGGGUGCUCGAACAAUGAUCACAAUAUCUCUUCGGUCACAAUUGCCACUGAAUGUUGAGAUAGAUCAGUUGGAGGUGCAAUUCAAUCAAUCAGAGUGUAAUUUUAUUAUCACAAGUGAUCAGAAGCCACGCUUAGCUGCAAUCUCUCAUGUGCAUCCUGAUCGUCGAGUGGAGACAGCUCCUACUCUGGAACUCCCUACAAGCAAAUGGCUGCGAUUGACAUAUGACAUAAAACCUGAUCAAAGUGGAAAGCUGGAAUGUAUAUAUGUAAUUGCAAGAAUUGGACCCAACUUUACCAUAUGUUGCAGAGCUGAAAGUCCUGCCUCGAUGAAUGAUUUACCAUUGUGGAAUUUUGAAGACAUGACUGAAACUAUUCCUACUAAGGAUCCAGGUCUAGCAUUUUCUGGUCAGAAGGCCAUACAGGUUGAAGAAUCGGAACCACAAGUGGAUCUAAAACUGGAUUCAUCUGGCCCUGCAUUAGUUGGAGAGAGCUUUAUUUUACCCGUGACGGUUGCCUCUAAAGGCCAUGCAAUCCACUCUGGUGAGUUAAAGAUUAAUCUGGUAGAUACAAAAGGUGGUGGUUUGCUUAGUCCAAGAGAAGUUGAGCCAUUCUUGGCCGACAAUUUACACGUUGAACUUGUUGGUAUAUCUGGGCAAGAACGUGCGGAUCAUUCUGAAGUUAAUAUUGAUAACAUUCAGAAAAUCCAGCCAUCUUUUGGACUGAUUUCUGUCCCGUUUCUAAAUGUGGGGGACUCCUGGUCCUGCAAACUGAAAAUUAAAUGGAAUCGUCCCAAACCCAUCAUGGUUUAUGUCUCGUUAGGUUACCAUCACAGCAGCGAACCUAGUUCUCAGAAAGUUCAUGUACACAAAAGCUUGCAGAUCGAAGGUAAGACUGCUGUUACUAUUAGCCAUCAUUAUAUGCUUCCAUUUCGACAGGAUUCUCUUUUGCUGUCAAACAUCAAAGCAAAACACGAUUCUGACCAUACACCAUCACUGGCUUUCAAUGAAACAAGUAUUCUUAUAAUUAGUGCAAAGAAUUGUUCAGAAGUGCCACUGCGGUUGUUGUCAAUGUCUUUUGAUUUGGAGGAUGAUGAUUCAUUAAUCAUACAGCCUAAGGAGGAGAAAUUUAGAGAACCCAUUCUUCAUGUGCCCGGAGAAGACUUUAAAAAGGUUUUUGCUGUCAUUCCGACGGGAAAUUGUUCAACACUAAAGACCGGGGCAGUUAGUCUGGAAUGGCAGAGGGAUUCUGGGUUAGGAGAAGGUUUUUAUUCUUGCUCUGCUUCUUCUCAAGUUACAAAACACAGGCUUCCUGAUGUCAAUGUUGAGCUACCUCCAUUGGUUGUCAGGUUAAAAUGUCCCCCUCAUGCCAUUGUAGGGCGUCCAUUCACAUAUUCUGUUACCAUUCAAAAUCAAACCGAGUUGCUCCAGGAAAUCAAGUAUUCGUUGGCCGAUUCACAAAGUUUUGUGUCGUCUGGGCCUCACAAUGACACGACUUUUGUCCUACCAAAAUCAGAGCACGUUAUCAGCUACAUGCUUGUCCCUUUGGGCUUAGGUUCUCAACAGCUUCCUAAAGUUACCUUGACUUCAGUGAGAUACAAAGCUGGUUUUCAGCCCUCAACUACAUCAUCUACUGUCUUCAUCUUCCCCUCAGAACCUCCUUUUCAGGUCACUGACAUUGGAGAAACAAGAUUUGAGUCCGUUACCCAGUAGUGUUUUUGGUAAGAAAAUUGUGUUAUGGUAUAGUACAUCUUAUCUUCUGACAAGCAAGAAAUAUUACUGAUUGAUCGGCUCGAUCUACCGUUUGAAAGUACAGUGAACACAAUGUUGACUGUGAAUCAGAAUUCUAUUCUGCCAUGCUUUUCAAUCACAGCCUCUACGUGGAGAGAGAGCGUUGAAAUUCUGACACUCGGGCAUAAUUGUUGUAUACAUGCCAAAGCGGAAACUGUUGGAAACUGAAGAUAUGCGAGUGAAAUUUUUUUGUAAGAAAAUCUGUUUUGGAUAAAUUAUGAAGUCGAAGUUCUUUCAUAUUCUUGGUUGGGAAGCCAAAUAAUGCAUAUCUGUAUAUGCAAUGUGAUGAUUUAAAAGACCAAGCAGCAUGGGUAUCCUCUUCUUAAUUCUCUUCAUUGGGAAAUUCUGCCAGUUUUGUUCUCUCGGAACUCCUCUUCUUAUUCUGGAUUCAGAAUGCUAAAUGUUUGGUAAAUUUUAUUUUUUUAGAUUGUAAGAAAUGUGAGGAUAAAAAAGUGGAUAAGAACAGUUGAUCCUACUGAAUGUAUGCAUAAAUAUGAUAGUUGAAAAAGAACUGCCGUGAACAAAAGAAUAACCAUGUUUUACUAUAAUGUUUGGUGUAUAGUGUUUUUGACAACAUUGUUGAUAACA